Messenger RNA from Paramisgurnus dabryanus, 3523 nucleotides. It is a transcript of the gene impdh1a, whose product is annotated as IMP (inosine 5'-monophosphate) dehydrogenase 1a. The record is from RefSeq and is a predicted model, not a curated record. Gene Ontology annotation, cellular component: cytoplasm. NCBI's taxonomy places the organism in Eukaryota, Metazoa, Chordata, Actinopteri, Cypriniformes, Cobitidae. Gene Ontology annotation, biological process: GTP biosynthetic process. Gene Ontology annotation, molecular function: IMP dehydrogenase activity.
AAACGGAGAGAGAGAGAGGGAGAAAAGGAAGGACUAGUUCAAUUUCUCUUUGCCUACCAUCCUGUAAACUACAGUUUGGUGUUGUGGAUGAUUCUGUGUUGUACUUUAUCAUUUAUUUGCAUGCAGGUUACUCAUCAGGACUACAACUAAAGCUGUACAACUAAAUCCUGGAAAUACAUAUUUUGUUUUUGUAUAUUUUUUUAAAACCUCAAACUUCUUGGAAAUUCAUCUUAUGGGAUUGUCAAAUGCUGAUGAACUUUGUCUAACCUAUUUGCUCUAGGAGACCUACUUUGAAUGGUACGACAUCUCAACUUUGGCCUGUGGUUUACAGGAUGCUAAUAGCCUAUGCAAAUUGGAUACAAAUCUGAGGACGCCCAUAUCCACCUUUUAUUUUAUUUUGUGAAUUAGUGUGCCAUUGGUUGAAUCUAGUGUGUAUGUGAAGACCGCAGUGACUGAAGUAGUUUCGGGUGUGGGGGGAAAGACAAGGGCUGGGUGUCUUUUUGGAAGGGUCAACAGGUUCAGGAGGACUACUAGGUAGAUUUUGCAGAAAUGGAUGGGCUCGGAUAUGACCGCUAUGCAGACGGGGAUAGAGACAGCUACCAGAUUGACUACCGGCGUAUUGUGGGGGACAUGGAACCCGCUAGGCCACGGGUGUUAUUACAAGACUCAGAUCACCACUUUCAAGGGCCAUUUACGCACAAUGCAUUACACGGGCAUGGGCACGGUCAUGGGCACGAGACGGCUGCCCAGCGCUACAAUGCCACGCGUAUACAGGCGGGAUAUGAGCCGGAGAGCAUGGCUGAUUACCUAAUCAGUGGGGGAACCGGUUAUGUUCCAGAUGAUGGACUUACAGCCCAGCAACUCUUUGCUAUCGGAGAUGGUCUCACAUACAACGAUUUUCUAAUACUGCCUGGCUUCAUUGACUUCACAUCUGAUGAAGUGGUGAGUACGAACGCCCAGGAUUUGACCUCUGCCCUGACCCGUAAGAUAACCCUAAAGACGCCGCUCAUAUCCUCUCCGAUGGACACGGUCACAGAGUCCUCCAUGGCCAUCGCUAUGGCUCUCAUGGGAGGAAUUGGAAUCAUCCAUCACAAUUGCACACCUGAGUUUCAGGCCAAUGAGGUUCGAAAAGUCAAGAAAUUUGAGCAGGGAUUCAUCACGGACCCUGUAGUGAUGAGUCCACGGCACACGGUCGGCGACGUGUUCGAAGCAAAGGUUCGCCACGGUUUCUCUGGCAUUCCCGUUACAGAAACAGGCAAGAUGGGCAGCAAGCUGGUGGGCAUUGUUACAUCACGAGACAUCGACUUUCUGUCAGAGAAAGAUUACGACAGACCUCUGGAGGAGGCAAUGACAAAAAGAGAAGAUUUAGUGGUCGCUCCAGCCGGAGUAACUUUAAAAGAAGCGAAUGACAUUUUACAGCGCAGUAGAAAAGGUAAACUGCCUAUCGUGAAUGACAGCGAUGAGCUCGUGGCCAUCAUUGCUCGUACAGAUUUAAAGAAGAACAGAGAUUAUCCUCUAGCCUCCAAAGACUCUCGCAAACAGCUGCUGUGCGGCGCUGCGAUGGGUACCCGAGAGGACGACAAGUACCGACUAGACCUGCUCGUUCAGGCCGGAGUAGACGUGAUCGUUCUGGUGGGUUCUAAUGGUAAUGGGGGACUGUUAUAUCACGACUCUUCCCAAGGAAACUCAGUAUUUCAGAUCAGUAUGAUAAACUACAUCAAACAGAAAUACCCAGAACUACAAGUGGUUGGAGGAAACGUGGUCACCGCUGCUCAGGCCAAGAAUCUUAUAGAUGCUGGUGUUGAUGCUUUAAGAGUUGGAAUGGGCUGUGGAUCCAUCUGUAUCACACAGGAAGUGAUGGCGUGUGGAAGGCCACAGGGCACGUCUGUGUAUAAGGUGGCCGAGUACGCCCGACGUUUCGGAGUUCCGGUCAUUGCAGACGGUGGCAUCCAGACGGUCGGGCAUGUAGUCAAAGCCCUCGCGCUGGGAGCUUCUACAGUGAUGAUGGGUUCAUUACUAGCAGCAACCACAGAAGCUCCAGGUGAGUAUUUUUUUUCGGAUGGCGUACGACUGAAGAAGUAUCGCGGCAUGGGCUCUUUGGACGCUAUGGAGAAAAACAACAGCAGCCAGAAACGUUACUUCAGUGAAGGUGAUAAGGUGAAGGUCGCUCAGGGAGUGUCUGGCUCAGUUCAAGAUAAAGGAUCAAUACACAAGUUUGUGCCGUACCUCAUUGCUGGAAUCCAACAUGGCUGCCAGGAUAUUGGUGCAAAGAGCCUGUCCAUUCUGCGAUCGAUGAUGUAUUCCGGAGAGCUCAAAUUUGAGAAGAGGACCAUGUCUGCACAGGUCGAGGGCGGAGUUCAUGGGCUGCAUUCUUAUGAGAAGCGAUUAUACUGAGGCGGGCAUCAAGGGACAAAUGAGAUCCGGACCCAACGUCCCGUCACCAGCUGUCACCAAUCACAGCGGCUAAAAGUGCUGCACCUCUUAUCUCAUCUGCGGAUGGCUUUUGACUCUGAAUAAAAGCUAAUCACAUCUAAGUGUGAUUUACAGUAAAACUACAGGACACUUCACACUGGAAACAACAGAAACUGCGUGUCUGCGCUUCAUUGUAAGAAGUAAAUGUAGCAGUAUAGAGAGAUUAUUUUUUAAAUCUUGUUAAUGUACUGCGUCAUUGUUUGUGUGUAUGUUUGUUAGAGAGAGCGUCUGGUAUGAUGAGGUAUACAGGGUAUGUUACUUUUAGCAAUGUAUGUGUGUUGUUUUAUUAGCAAUAAUACUUUCUGUUGGACACUAUAUAUACCACAUGGCCAUUAGAGUGUUAUGAGUUCGAUAGGGUAUCUGUUAAAGAAAUGCAUUUCUCUUUUCAUGUCUGCUUACGUCACAAUAAUUUACAUCACAAGUUAGUUGCCAGAACUACUGUAGAGCGAUGCUGGAGUAUCAGCCUUAAAAUCAGGGAUAUUUUAUUAUUACACGCCUUACUGUAGUCAACACAGUACAUAGACACUAAAGACGGUCCUUGCUUACUGUAUAUUUAUUUCAUAGCUUCAUACAUUUGCAUCAUAUACAGAUAUCAAACACUGCACAUGAUAUAAGGAAGAAAAGUUUACAAGGGCAGAAUGUGAGGACAACUAUCAAUUUUAAAGACUUUGUGUUUUUAUAGUUUCAGUGUCUUAAGUGUCUCAGAUUAGAUUAAUACCAUGCUUACUGUAAUUAUCUGAAAUAUAUUUAUAAACUUUAUAAAGAGAGAUGCAAUGUAAAUAAGAGAAUUUAAUAGAUGAAUGUAUCAGUGGGUUAUUUACUAACCCCAAAUAUAGAAGGACCUCUGGAAACUGUCAGAGAUUUAGUUAUAAUAAGUCAAGACAAAAAAAUACAUGAAGGCAAAUUGUGAUGUGAUCUUAGAGUAUCUUCAGGCAGGGAUGUAAAAGCUGCUUAUUGCUCCUCUGUCUGUGUUUUGCUGCUUAUUCUGAGUCACAAAGAUCUGCUUUAAUAAAGAUGCUAAUGGCAUACUGUGACUUGUGAAAUGUUAUGU